Vanrija pseudolonga is the source of this 1239-nucleotide messenger RNA. RefSeq names its product Putative alpha-ketoglutarate-dependent sulfonate dioxygenase. The transcript has 4 exons. Lineage: Eukaryota; Fungi; Basidiomycota; Tremellomycetes; Trichosporonales; Trichosporonaceae. Bases 1 to 1239 code for a protein of 412 amino acids. Gene Ontology annotation, cellular component: cytoplasm. The record is from RefSeq and is a predicted model, not a curated record. Gene Ontology annotation, molecular function: 2-oxoglutarate-dependent dioxygenase activity.
AUGGCCCCCAUCGCAGUCGACACCCCGCCCGCCCAGUCGUCCUUCGAGGACAUCUCGGCCCUCAAGGCCCAGCUUGAGGAAGUCGCCAAGACCAACCCCGGACUCAUCCUCCCGCCCGACAACACGAUCAGGCGCUACGCCAAGGCCGGCAUCGACCUCUCCAACGGCUACCCAUACUACCCGCCCAAGCCCGACUUUGUGCAGGACGUGACCAAGAUCCGCGAGGAGGCGCGCGACGGCCGCACCUACGUCGACCCAGGCACACGUGCGGACAAGGAGAAGAAGGCGCUCUUCGGCGCCGCCAAGGAGGUCAACGACCUCACCACCCACAUCGGUACCGAGAUUGUCGGCCUCCAGCUCAAGGACCUCACCGACCAGCAGAAGGACGAGCUCGCGCUCCUCGUCGCCGAGCGCUCGAUCGUGUUCUUCCGUGACCAGGACCUGUCUCCCCAGGCCCAGCAGAGCCUCGGGGUCUACCUCGGCGACGGCGAGAUCGAGCGUCACCCCCAGGUCGCGCAGGUGCCCGGCCUCGGCGGCGGCAUCACACUCAUCUGGGCCGACGGGCGCAAGGACAAUGGCGCGCAGAGGGCGCAGCGUAACUGGCGCCGUCCAUACCCCGCCAACCACCUCAGCUUUGGCUGGCACACCGACCUCGUCCACGAGCCCUACCCUCCCGGAUACACCCACCUGCACCAGGACACGGUGCCCAAGGUCGGCGGCGACACCCUCUGGGCGAGCGGCUACGCGGCGUACGACAAGCUGUCGCCUGCGUUCAAGAAGCUCCUUGACGGACUCAACGGCGUGUACAAGUCGGCCCACCAGUACAAGGACGAGAACGACCCCGAGGGCGGCCUGAAGAACGUGCUCCGCGUCCACCCGCUCGUCCGCACCCACCCCGUGACCGGCUGGAAGUCGCUCUGGGUCAACCGCCAGCACACGGUCGGCAUCGAGGGCUUUGACAAGUCCGAGUCGGACGCACUCCUCAACUAUCUCCACGACAUCUUCGAGCGCUCCACCGACAUCCAGGUGCGCUGGCACUGGACCCCGGGAACCUCGGCCAUCUGGGACAACCGGACCACGAUCCACACCGUGUCGUACGACCACGAGGGUGAGCGUCACGGCACGCGCGUGUCGUCGCUGGCCGAGAAGCCCUACUACGACCCCAAGAGCGUCAGCCGCGCCGAGGCGCUCCAGAUUGACGGGUUCUUGAACGGCAAGGACCUGCCUUUCAGGUACUAG